ACCAGCUUUAGUAUUUGAAUACUAUUAUCAUCAGUAGGGCAGAGAAGUUGUAGAAGAUAAAAUUGGAAAAAUUAAAAAUAUGUAUUUAAAUUCAUUAGAUAUACAUACAAAUUUCUAUUUUAGAAAAUUAUCUAUCAUUCAGUAGAGUUCCAAUUAUUACAUUUACAGUAUAUCUUCCUUGUAUAUCUGUUGUUUCAUCUAUACAAAUUCAUAUUUUAUUUUCAAUAACGUCUUUUCUAAUUUUAUCCAUAGUUUCUAAAUAGCAAUCAUUUGUAUAUAUUUUUCUCAACGCAGACACACUAGGAAUGUUAAGAAUACAUUUUUCAAGAAACGAUUGGAAUUAAACAUUAGACAUUUUAUAUAAAAGAAUAUUUACACACAUCAUAGCCUUGCAUAAAUCAUGUGAAAAAACAGAAUUUUUGUUUGACGGUUUUGAUAUAAAUUGUUUAUUUUCUGCAGGUACUUACGAUAGUAGCCUACAUAUAUAUAGUUAACACGAGCACAGUAUAUAUAUGCAAUACCAUAGAAUUUAAUAAAUUAUAAAUUAGAUAAUUUUUCUUCCAAAAAUAUGUAGAAUAUGUUUGAAAUAUUCCUUUUUGUCAAAAUAUGCAAAACUAAUUUUAUAUUCAACUUUUGGGGCCUAUGACAUAUAUUUAUAACUUGGUUUAUUAUGAAAUAGAGGAGUAAAAAAAAACAUGCAAAUCCUGUAACUUCUCUGCCCUAGUCAUAAGAAUAGCAUACAAUAAAAUGUCUCAUGUAUAAAAUAAAAAAAAGAUUUUAAAUUUAUUGAAAAAUAUAUCUGUGAUACAGAAUAUUUAUUAUUUUGCCACACUAGAUUUAACUGUAAAUAACAUUAGUGUUUUAUAUUAACUGUAGGUAUUAAAAGUAAUAUAUUUUUACUUUUUAGAUUCAUUAAGUUUCUUAUAUUUUUUGUGAUUUAUUCAUAACUAGUUGUUCCGCCCAGCGUUGCCCAUGCUAAAUAAUAUUUAAAAAUAAGAUUUCCUCCUAGAUUUCAUAUUUCAAUCUCAGUCACUAUUACUGCAGUUAACGGUGAUUACCCAUAAAUGUUUAAAAAUGUAUAUUCUUUAUUUCUAUUUAUCCAGCCCAAGCUACUGCAGAUUAGGUUGUCUACUACUUCUACUGGUCAGACCAUUGUUUUCAAUAGCUUAAAACAUUCUUUACUAUAUACUGUGUUUUAUUUAAAAAAAAAACAACCCAACAAUUGGAUAAAUAGUUUCAGAAAUUACGCAGGACAUCAAAAUGGCACUUUAUUUUAUAUAUAUAUAAAAACAAAAUAUUAAAAAAUUGAUACUGACAACAUCGGGCCUGUAACAUAGCUUAUAUAUAUAAUAUACAUAUGCCAAAUGUCAAUUGUUCAAUAUUUUUUUUAUCUAUUAUAUUAAUUUUUUAAUCUUGUUUUUCAUUACUACAUAGACUGAUUUACAUUAGUGCCUUUUUCUUUCGUGCUUCAGAUGUAGAUCGACUAAUUGAUUUCCGUUUUGGGGGCAUAAUUGUAGAUGAUGCAGCAUUUGAAAAAUCAAAGUAGAUAAUAAGUACGUCUAAUUGUGUCUUAUAAUAUUGUAUGUAUUACGUAUAUCUUAUAUCAUCAAUGAACUGAAGUGAACACAAUAUUGAUUACUUUGUUGGAAAUUAAAAUAAAAUAUUUUCUCUACAAUUACGACAUAAUAAGAAAUUGCUCAUGACAACUCAGUUAACUAAUAAUAUUUGGUUUUGCACCCGUAUAUUACCAAGGUAAUCCAUAAAUAAAAAUAUUUUUUUAUUUUUAUACCAAAAAUACUUAAAACCUAGUUCUUGUGGAUGAUAGUUGAGCUAUCAAAGAAUUACAUAGAUGUACUAUGCCAGAAACCUUCAGGGAGUGUCCUCAACAACUUCUUAAGUUUUAUGGCCAUUGGAUGAACGGUAUAGGAAGACUUAGAGACAUACAGACAAAAAUUAAUUUUGUAUAUAUAGAUAGAUUAUUUAAAGAAUGUGCAUACUAUUGAAUCGAUGCCGUAUCUGGGGGAGGUUGGAGUUGACUUCCUAAGUUGGCAUUUCAAUAGAUAAAAUUUUGACAAGAAUAAUCAUAUUGUUUAUGCUAUUAAUAGCUCAUAUAAUAUAAACAUUACAUUAUUAUCUAUAUUAAUUUAUUUUGAUGUACUAAUUAAUAACUAUAAAUCUGUUCCAUAAAAAUACAACAGUGAAUAGAAUGUAGAUAUCUAUUACAGUCUGCAGUACUACUUAUAUUGGUAUUAUGUACUUUUAGUGGCUUUUUACAAGCAUCUAGAAACAAAGAAUCCAAACUGCUAAAAAAUGGCCGACUACUAUGUUAUCAUAAUCACUUACAGUUUGUCACUAAAUUAAGAAUACAUAUUCUAUUAGUUAAUCUUAAUAGUUUCUAAAGUAUAUUACAUUUUAUUUUUCUUGACAUAAUUGAAAUAUUUGUGAAAGUAAAACAAAUUAACUUUUUAACUAGUUAAUACCUUUGUUCAUUGAUAUACAUAUAUAAUAAUAUACAUUAAUAAAUAAUUCAAAAUAAAAAAUAUAAACAUUAAAAAAGUAAUAUAAUGUUUACAUAUUCAAAAAUAAAUAAAUAUCAUGUUGUUGGUAACAUUUGUGCAUUUUUUAAAGCAGCUAAAAUGGGUCUGGCCAUAGAGAAACAUUUCUUCAAAACAUUAAGUUCUUCCAAAUUUGAAAUUCCAUCAAACAUCUUUUCAAAAUUUAAUUUAAAUUUAACAUUUUAAUUUGGAAAAUAAGAUUGGUUUGAUGUUGUUGAAUUAUUUAAUUGUGAUAUAAAUAUCAUUUUGUAAAAAGUUCACCUAUCUAAUAUUAUUUGUAUUUAGCUUUAACAACAUAUUAAUUUAACAUAAUUAUUUACCCAAUAAAUUAAUACUCGUACAAUAAUACAUUUUAUUAAAUACCUAAAAUGUUUCGUUUGAUUAAAACACUCUGAUUUUAGUUUGAAAAUCAAACAGUUCGUAACAUCUCUACUAAACGUACACAAUGAAUAAAGCCAAUUACAUAAGCAACAGUCUAUUUUAAAAGAAAAACAAUUCACUUACGUCACAAGUUUAAAAUCGUAAAAAUAUAAUGAAGAGCACAAUAGUGGUGAUAAGCUGUAAGUAAUAAUGAUAAUGGUUGUAUGAUAACGUAGUAAUCGGCCAUUUUGCAGCCAUUCAGAUUUUUCGUCUCUAAACCCUUGCUGCUUUUUCAACACAAUAUUUUAGGGGGAAUGCACAAUAGUAUUGCAAUUACCGUGUUGUACGGCACUGACUACAACAGCAGCGGUGACAACAAUAUUAUUAUUAUUUUAUCAAUACAUUAGACUUUGAUAAUGACGUUUUUCACGUAAUCAACUAGGUGUACUAUAUUACUAUCGUCUUCCGCACAUACAACGUCAAAUAGCCGAGAACUACGGGCGUCACCGUCUAAUUAUUAUUACGUAUGUUCCCGAACUGCUACAACAACAAUAAUAGUUUUAUAAUCAUAAUUAUUGAUGAGCUGAACGAAAUAAAAAGCAUUAACGAUUUGCCGGCAUAAGUGGUGCAAUCAUCGCUCGUCUGCAGAUGCACGCGCAUACUGUUCGAAUAUUACGGCCAUAACCUUCAAAAAAAUAAAAAUCUGCUUGAACUUAAUAAGAAUACGAUUUUUCACGAAAAUUAUUGGGUACCGACAGAAUGACAUAAUUGCACGAGAAAAAAAACGACAAUACAAUUUGAUUAAAAUAACGAGUUUUUAAACCGUUUACCUGGACGCAGCCGCGGUCGUACAGAUCGGUGGUCAUAAAGCUGUUGUUGUUGGACGACAAUAAUAAUUGUCUUAGCGGAGUGUUACUGAAGCGAUUUAAAACGUACCGGGCCAUCGUCAUCACAAUCACGUCUAUAGGUAAACUCUGGCGGUGUGGCUACGGGUAACGGCUAACGGCAGCGACGGCGGCUGAUGUUUUUACCGCAGUGGCCGCAAUUCUGGUUACCACUGUGUUAACCAUGUGACGGGUGUUGAGCCAAUCGGGUGCGCGGGUCCUUCGAUUUGUGCGUGCGUGCGAGCAUGCGCGAGUGUGUGUGUUGGAGUGUCCGCCAUUUUACGCGACUCGCUGUCGACGAACAUGAACAACAACGCAGCUCCGGGCGCAUCGGGUGAUUAUUGUCGCGUUUCCGGCCUGUGAUUAUGUCCGUACGCAUUAUUGACGCACGCCCGUCGUUCGGCCGAAACUGUUUCGCGUGUACCGCCGCGUUGUCGUGGUCGUGGUGUCCGCGGUCGUCGUCCACCGGCGCCUCAUUUGUGGUGUUUGUGUGACGUCCGAGACGUCGUCGUCGUAACGGGCGAAAUGUCCAAUGAAAAAUGACUCACUCCAGCCAUCAGACCAACGGUGCCAGCUUGGAGGAUUGCCAUACAAACUUCUUCGCCCUGGUAAGUACUAACAACAAUUGUUUUGCUGCACUUCUGUAUCUUCUAUACUAAACGUACUCGUCACAAACGUAUCUCUUAACUAUAUACCUUUACUCUUCCCCUUAUGGUAAUCUGGUCAUCCCCGGGUGAUGGGUCUCCGAAACUCAUAGUACUUCUUGUAGACCACUGAUGCAUCUUGUCAGUGACUACCUAUACGGUGGUCCAUUACCUUGUCUACCGCUAUAAACUUAGCAAAAUAGUGUUUACAUGUUUGUUAUGGUUUGACACCAAUAACUUUCACCAACUAGUUGUUACUGUCCGCAGUUUAUAAACAUCUAAUUCAAUGUACCCUUUAUACACUGUAAGCGUUUUAGGGAUAAAGUGUUUGGUCUAUGCACACAUUGGUUUUGUAUUCGAAAUGCAUGUUGACCUAUUUAGAAAACACAACUUUCAAAUAUUUGCUGUUGUAUUUGUGUUUCAAUUUAAAAUUUGAAUUUUUUAAUCUUACAGUUAUAAUAAUGUUGGUAGAGUAGGUCAAUUAUUAUAUUUUUCAUAAGUAUAUUUAAUAGAUAUCAGUUUAGUGAUAGGGUAGGUACAGAUCCUAAUUCUAAGUUAGUGUUUUGUUUGUUGAUGCUAAAGAUGCAAAAUUAUUUAACAUAAAUUAGCCCCAUAGGUGUAUGGUUAAGCAAUUCUAACAAAUAUAUUUAUUUCAUUAUUUGACCCAUCACAUUAUUAUAUUCAAACUUAAAAAUCUGUUGUCAAUUAUUUUAUUGAAAUUAAUAAAAAGAUAAUUUUAUUUAAAAUUCAAAAAGUGAUUUAUGUAUUGCUCUAAAUUCAAAACAUAAUAUUUAUGUAUUUUUUGAGUUUAGAUUUCAUUGGUCUUGUGUGAUAAACAGGUCAUAAGAUCUUAGGUCAUAAUUGAUAAAUUGUUUUUGAACUUAAUAUAAAAUUUAAACUAAUCAAUGAAUUUUAGUGAACACAUUUUUAAACAAUUUUGUGUUGAAGGAAUUUGAUUUGCCCAUAUAUGUGUAAAUUGCUUCACACAUUUUACUUUCAUAUUACUUUUAUAUACAUUGGUGGACAUGAUAACGUAUGGACUUAUAUAUGAUAUGACAACAAAACAUUUUAAAAAUUUAAAUAGGUAAUUUGAUGUACUUAUGAAAUUUAAACAAAAUUCAUGAGUACGUAAAGUAUCCUUAAUUUACAUAUUAAUUUAUUUUAAUUAAAAGUAUAUUUCAUAACAAUCUAAAUUUAAAAAGUGAUAACUAAUUUAUUGUUAUGUAAGCAGCUAAUAUAAAGGUUUUUUUUAAUAAUUAAUUGAUGGUAUAUUUUUUGUUCUGUGAUUUUAAGAAGGUAUAUAAUAUACCUUAGUAUUUAAUAUUAUUUUAUAACAAUCAUUUAGUACUAUUGCCAAUUUAGAUAAGAUGUCAAACGUUUUAUUUUUUGCAUCAUUAACAUUUUAUUGCCAAAAUGAUGUGAUAACUGAUAUUAAAUCUAAAAAAAAAAAAACUAAAUUGAAUUUAUAUAGUUAGAUAUCUAAAUUAAUUGUUUAUAUAAAAAUGUAUGUAUUUUCUAUUUAAAGAAAGGCUUUUUAGGUGUACGUAUUGAUUUAUCAUAAAUGAAAACUGUUAGGUUAUAUUACAUUGGGAGUAUAGAUGCUGAAUUAACAUGGGCGAUGUCCCUGUAUUUUGAUUUUAAAGGAGUAUAGUCGUUUCCUCCUUCAAUUAGAACGGAAGUAAAAUAUAGAAUUUUGCUUUUGUGUAUAAAAAAUUCCAUCUACAGUAAGUUUUUUAUUUGCCCCCAUGUUAAAAUCUAAAAGUUAGCGCCUGUGAUUGGAAACCAAAAUUAUUGUUCAAUUUAAUUUUACUUUACUAAUCAAAUAACUAAGUUAAACUUGUUUAAUUUUUUUUUUUUUUAAUUGGAUAGGUAGGUUACCUUUUUAAUUAAUAUCAGUAUUAAUAAUAUAAGUAUUAAUAUCAGUUUGAUUUAGGUACUAGAUAAAUAUAUAGAAAAGUUAACGUUUUGUAUAGAUAACUGUUAGAAUAUUAAUUCAAUAUUCUAUUUAUUUUGAGAGAGAACAGAUUUUUUUUUUUUUAGACCUACCUAUACCUAUUAUAAACAUUUUUAUUAAAUAAUUAGAUAAACAGGUAUACAUGCUUAAUUGUAAAUAUUAUGGUCUAUCAAAUAUAAAUUUGAUUAGGUAAAAAUAACAAAGUAAUUUGCAUUAAGAAAAUAGCUUUUCAAUUUUUAAUUUCCAUUUUUUUUUUUCUUGUUGGUAGGUAACUGACAGUAAUUGAAAUGUAUUUAUUUAGCUAACACAGUAGGUAUCUAUAUUAUGUUUGUGGUGAGGGAUUACCAAGUUGCUUUGAUAAAAAUUGAAUUAGUAACUAGAAAAUGUAUUUCAUUAGUUACCUAUAUAUUAAAUACCUAUUAAAAUAAGUAACAAUUGAGUUUAGGUAUAUACACUUUGAUAAUAAUGUAUUAGGUUUUGUAGCAUUACUUAUUUUAUUUUAUUUUAAAAAGAAAUAAAAUAAUAAUAAUAAGUAUUAGAUUUUUAUUUAUUUGGUACAUUGCAGUUUACUGUUUGUUAAUUUUUUAAAAAAAAAUCUUUAUUGUUCUAAAUAGGUAACAAUUCUUUAGCAUGUUAAUUUUCUUAAAUAAUAAUUAGUAAUGACUAAUAAUAAGAUACUUGUAUGUUGUUUUAUUUCUUAACUAUAAUUUUCUUAAAAUCUAUACAGUUAAAGCAAAAAAUAAUUCAUACAGGCUGAAGAAUUUUGUUUACAUGAAUGUUUGGGUGGGUAUACCUAUAUAGGAUAUAGCUACGCAGGUUCAUUAAUUUUAAAUAGAUAUACUUAUUUAGUCAUGUAUAAAAUAUUUACUUUUUUUGUUUAAAAAUGUAUUUAUUUUUAAAAUUAAAAGAGUAAAUUAAUUACUUUUGCUCAAUACCUAGGGGGUAUUUGGAAAGAUAAGAUAUACACAAUAAUUUUUUUUUUGUAUACCGUAUGUAACGAUAAACAAUUGCAAACGAUAAACUGUUCUGAGUGUAAUAGUAUUAGAUUUGUUUUAUACCUUUUGUUGCCAAGGAAAAUUAAUGAUUAAAAACAAAAAAAAAAAAUUACCCAGGUGUGUGAUCUGCUGAAAAUGUCGAUUUAUGUUUCAAAGAACCUAAUGCAAUAUUAAAAAAUUUCGCAUCUUUUAAGGUACUGUGUAAAAAAUUUGGAUCAUUUACCCAAUCUAAAAUUAGUAUAUUAAUUGGGUAAUUUUGUUUUUAUAACAUUUGAAAAUCAGUACCUACCUAUAUUUAAUAACAAAACCGUGUAUACAAUUCGAUAUUAUACAGCUGGUGUUGGUAUUGUGCACACAUUAUCUAUUUAUUGGCAAACCGCCAGAGAGGGUUAAAAUAUGUUUUGAUUUUCAUGUUUUUGUUUGACCAUUUGACUUUCUCGAUGUUAAGCGUAUUAUUUUACGUACAAUUUUCGCGUAUACAUUUAACCGAUACACAUUCGUUAUCAUAAUCAAAACAAUAAUUUGUUUGGUUACUCAUUAUUCAAAUGCAUACACCACUCGCACUCACCAUCACCUUAUCGCCCGCGCGUUCUAUACAAUACUAAUAAUAAUCGGCGGUUGAGAACCUAUUAUUUGAAAUCUGGGCACUCUUGAGUUCGAUUUUUAAUUCGCGAUAUUUUUGUUUUGUUUAUCGUCAAAUAAUAGUAAUAUAGUAAACCGCCGCGUGGUGCGGCUUUAUUUGUUGUUGUUGUGUUAUUAUUAUUAUUAAUAAUAAUAAUAUUAUUGAGUGUUUCUUUAUCAAAAUGUGCGGCGACUGGCGAGACUACAACCUACUCUUAUCACAACGAAUACAGUAGAGUACAGUAGAGAGCUGAUAGAUAAGCGGGCCAGAAGCAGACACGCAUGUUUAAACUUAGUUGUUUCCUCUUGUGGUGUGAAAAUACUAUUAUUGUUUACACACCAGUAUUUUUAUCAUUUUUUUUAAUAAAUUAAUGACAUAAUAUUAUUAUUUUGUUUGAAUGCAAUAAACAAUAAUAAUCUGCGACGGUGUAAAUAAAUUUCCCGCAAAAUACACAAGUGUCUGUGUUUCCGCAGGAUCCCAUUUUGUAUUAUAAAUAUAAUAUUAUGUUUUUUAUAUAAUAAAAUAAUAUAUAAAUACAUAUUACAAUAAUAUACAGUAUGUACGUGCUCUCGUGUACGUACACAUACACAGAGGCAUUGCCCUGUGUAUUGUCAAACCGCUUUCAAUGGUUCCAAAAAUGCGGACGGCCAACGUUAUCGUUGUUAUAUUUUUCAAUUUUUUCUCAACUCCCUAACCACGCCAAAGAACGUUUCGUCUGCUGCCGCGUUUCCGUAUACCGGUUAAAAUAAUAUAAUAUUGAUUUUUCCCGCGUCCGUCAUCGCCUAUCGACGUGUCUUUUUCGGGGGGAAAAGGAGAUUUUACUAGACGACGGCGAAUCCGCACGCCGGUCAUAAAUAUGAUUUGCACACACACAGACAGGGGCGUCGAUAAUAUUGUUUGACCGCCUGCGGGUGUGUGUUUGUGUGUGCACAAUACAAAUCGUGUGAUCUGACCAUGAUUUCAUUAUUUAUUAUGUUUAACAGGUUUGUCGAUAUCGCACUGUUGUCGAUUUUCCCGGAUACUUUCCGUCCGUCUACAGUAAUAAUAAUAAUAAUGAUACAUUCUAGUAUCCAUUACCUACUACUGUUUACUAUUAUCGUUACUAUUAUUGUUAUUGUUCGGUAAAUUAUUCCGUCGUAAAAUUUAAGUUUUUUUUUUUUUUAUCUAAAAAACACAUAUAUACAUAUGUAUACGUAUGUAAUAUAGUAACGCGCGUCUAUAUUAUAACGUAUAGUCGCGGUGAGUUUUGCCGCAUGACGUUAAUCGGCCGCACGGCCGUCAAUUGAUUUUUUUUUUUCCUAAUAGUUGCAUAAUAACAAUAUAAUAUAAUAUGUGUUGUAUUUGUACGUGUACGUAUGCGCGCUCUCGUUCUAUUUUUCGACCGUGUCCUCCCUCUCGAUAAAACACGGAACGGCGGCGGCGACUAGUUGACACACGCAAGAAUUCCGUGCGUCUGCUGUUGCCGCCGCCGCUCAAGGUGCGCAUACCGUGAAUAUGUGUGGUAUAUAGGUACCUUUGUGUGUUAAAUAUUACAUUAUUGUACAGUGCGCAAUAUUAUAAUACUGUGCCCCCCCGUGUGAUUGUUUAUAAUAGAAAAAAAAAAUAUAUAUAUAUUUAUAUGUAACGAUUUUUUUUUUUUUCUAGAUUGUAUUUUCGAUGAAAAACUGGAUUAGUGUAGACGGGCCGGGGUGGGGUCGUGUUUGUCGUGAACGCGCGAGCCCACCUUACGGUGACGUCGUUUCGUCGAUUUAGGUAUUACUUACCCCUUUCGCGCGGAAAACGUGUAUGUGUAUUCUAUUCGGCGGGGUGGCGAUAAACGUCGGCGGCGGCGGCGGCGGUAGCGUUUACUCGAUAAUAAACACGUAUGUGUAAUAUUGCGUGUUACGGUGAACCGCCUCGCCACCCCUGUCCCCUCUGCCGCCGCCCGUAGUAUUAAUACGCGCCGCGUUUAAUGUGUAAUCGUUUGGCCGUUCGCUAUCACUGUUCUGCGGCGCGCGCGAUUAACCGCGGCUGCUUCGAAACCGAUCCUGUGUUUUAUUACAAUAAUGGUUGAACUCAUGCGACGGGGGACGCUAUAACCCCGAAUUUCGGGGGAUCGAGAGAAAAUCGGUUUUUUUUUUUUUUUUAUUAUUCGUUUUGAUUUUGCGUGUCGCGGUAUUUACGAUCGUUUUGGCGGCGGCGAUGAGUACGGGAUUGACGGGGUUUUCGCGCACUCACCCGCCGCGUCUUCGGAGGGGGGUUGUUUGCGGCGACGGCGGUCGGUCACGGGGAGAGGGGGGAAGCCAACUCGCUGUCCCCUCGGUGGCGUGCGUAUAUUAUUAUAACGUACAGCAUGUACAUACACAUAAUAUAUAUUGUAUUACGUGUGCGCGUUCCCUCGGAGUUUCACCGCCGGCAGAUGUUCUUUUUCGGGUCGACGGGGCCGCCAUCGUGCGGACACGGCGGGAAAACUCCGCGUCUACCGCGUUGUGUGAUACGAGGGACGGCGGCAGUGAGAGUCGCGCGCGUGUCGUUGGCGGGGGGCGACGUUGCCGCGUUCGGUCACGGUCGGCGAUCGUCUUGCGCAAAAAUCCGACCGGCACCGACCUCUUUCACUUCGGCCGGUGUCGUUACGCCGUAGGAUUUACAUGCAGUUUCUUUUGAUCGUAUUGUUGUGUCGCGGUGGCUUUGGUGGAGGGGACUUUGCCGCCACUACCACGGCACCACCACCGACACCUCUGUAAUUCCGCGUACCGUAACAACCGGACGCGUGCAGUGGUUCUCAAAAUAUUAGAAAACUCAUUUGGCUUUUUACAUUACUUUAUCAUUGGAUCAUUUUUCUGUGUUUUAUCGUUUCGUUAUUUUCGGUCCGUUUACCCAUAAUAUGUCCCCGAAUAGGCUAUUCCGACGCAAAUAAACCCAAUAGUAUUUUACAUUUAUUUUGUUUUCGUAUCGAAUGUUCUAAAUUAUUUAUUUAUCUUCCAUAAGUAUUUUGUUUUUACAAACGAGGUCACGUACUCUCUUUUAGUAUUUAUUAUGUUUUUUUUUUUUUUACUUCAUCCCCACUUUAUACCGCUGCACUGCAACGACGAUUGUCGUACCCGGUGAAAACGCCGAGCGUUGUAAUAAUAUAAUAGCAGCAAUAGAUAUACCAAAUCUUUUCCCGUACCUACGCUUUUUUUUUUUUCCCAUAACCGCGAAUCCUCGGUAGUCGUAUCUUCACCGGAUUUCCCCCUCGCCUCGGUGUUGCCAACCGUUCUUCUUGGGCCGCCGAACCCUACGAUCGUGGUGUUGAGGUUUGUCGUGGGUGGCCACCGUAUCCAAUAGUGGGUACGACGACGUCGGAAAAGACGAGGAAAAAAAAACAAUCGUUUCCUCUCCUCCGAGACACGUAGUGUUCGGGUUAUUAACACCGGCCGGCUGCCGUCCGCCCCCGCCACCUGGCCCCUGGUCACCCGGGGUUAACGGUGUCUUCUUCUUGUGCAGCACUCCGGUCGUAACUCGUUUACACGGUGCGCCGCGUGCAUCUAGAUCACUCAUUCAUACUAUUAUUAUGACGCGACAUGCUCCGGCAACUACGGGAAAAAGGUGCACGCACUGUAUAAUAUUAUGUUCUUGUUAUUGCAAUAUUCACUAACCCAAGGGGGGCCUCGCGCGUAACGAAUUAUUCUCCGUGGAAUACAAAUUCGUACCGCGCGUUUUCCAAGAAAAUAUACGGUAUUUAGGUAACGGUAUUGAAAUGGUAAAAUGCUCUACAUGGUGUUUGGUUUUCUAGGAAAUGGGAACGACGAGUUCUCCUCGUGUAGACUCUCCCGCGUGUUAAACAAUUGUUUUACUUUUGAAAACGCGCCCGUGUCGUAACCGUAAGCACUUGUCGGAGCUCCGGUUUUUCGCAUCGAUUUUCCUACCCUUCUCGAAAUUCGUUGGGUGGCGACGGGGGUUGGGGGGAAAGGCAUCAUAAUAAUAAUAAUUAAUGUAAACUAUAAACGUUUAAACAAUUUUUACGUACACGUUGACGGGCGGGCGCGACGUGUGUACAAACGCCUCCGCCGCCCCCGUUUAAACAAUGUUUAGUAUUGGUUUUGGCGCCCACUGGAAUGCGAUGAUGAACCGACUGUGCGUUGUAUGUGGUGUCCAGUGGCCACCGCAACAUACACCGACCGCGGCGUCGUCAUCGUCCGACGGCUUCUCCUUCGCGAUAACCGUGCGUAGUGUUACUACGGUCUAAUUAUUUAACCGGUCAAUCUCGAAACGUUUUAUGACAUGCCUCUCUCUAUCCUUUGAUUCGCAAGUGGGUUUUCAUUUACGAUAGACAAUCUAUUAUUAUUACAAUAAUAAUAUUAAAAAUAAAACAUUCGUUCGGGUGCCGUAUAAAGGGGUCGUCGUUGUCGAAUAGGACAGUAGUAGCCUACGAUGUGGGUGCGUACAAAGGGGGCACAAACGGCGUGACGCCACAGGGUCGUGUCUCGGCCACCGGCGGCGGAUAUUGAUUUCAGCGAAACACGCGGAAACCGGAGCGGCGCGCUUACGGGGUUGACGGCGGGUCCAUUCCUUUGGGAAGAGACGAGGAUGAAUAUAGUCGAUAAUGCCCCUGCCCCCCAUUCCCUCCUUUCCAUUUUUCCCGCCGACGCCUUUCGUUCUCGCGCCUUUUUUACUUUCGAAAUUGUUUUAUUAAUCCAGGCGAUUUUUUUUUUUUGUUUUUACGAAACAGGACAUAGUAUUUUAGUUUGCGAUAUACAUAUAUGUAUAUUUUUUUUUCUCCCCCCCUCCUAUUACGACUUCCCAGUGUUAUCGCUGUCGAUAUGUUGUGUUUUGCGUCAAAUAUUCUGACGAAUAAUAAUAAUAUUUUCCCCGUUGAAAUAUUGUUAUCAGGACCACCGCCGCCGCACGUGCGUACACCGUCGUCGUCGGUGCAACUGACCCUCGCCACUAACCCGUCCGUCGCUGCCGUCGUACCACCCUUUCGUACGUUACCACCGUCAUUGCUGUCGUCGUCGUUCGGUAUAGUCGGAAUUCACCGCCACGUGCCUUCUCCGUAACCGCACGUAACCAACCAGCCGACCCGACGGCACGAUAUGGCAGACGUCGCCGCUGUACGGUAUACGUACACUCGACACCACCGCGCCGUCGCCACCACCGUCACCGCCGUCUUAUCCCACUCGAGACGCGCACUCGUUCUCUUUAAUAUUAUUGUUGUUUUGUCGUGCCGGGCAUGUGUCGUCGGCUAAAUUUUAUGUAUAUAUUAUUAUACCUUCGGUAAAACGGGGUGUGUGUGUGUGUGUGUAUGUUUCCCGUCGUACUUUAACGUACGACGUGUACCCAGGGUUGGACAGUAUCUUCGAUAAAAGUAUCCUAAAUACGUAUAUCGGAUACAAUAUUAUUAUUAUUAUUGUAUCUCGUAUUUCUGGAAAGUAUCGCGUAUCUUGUAUUGCAAUACUUUUUACACUAGUAUCUUUUAUCUAGGUACUCUUUUUGAAGUAUCUUGCCCAUCCCUGGAAAUAACCUAAAUAAUCGAGAUAAAAAUAGGUAGUUAAUAAGUAGGGCUAUGAAUUCAAUGCGCUAACAAAUCGUUUAAAAACAUGGUUGCCAUGACUUACGGAAACCUGUAAAAGUUGAGGCAUUUGUAUUGUAUGAAAUUCUGGAAUUAUUGUUCAAAAUGUAUUAUUUAAUAUGAAAACAAAUUUUUUUUUGUAAUAUUGAUAAUAAUAAAAGACUGAUAUGCGAAACGAUUAAUCAUUGCUAAUGAAAAACAAUUCUCAUCAAAAUGACGUAAAAAAUUUGCAAAAUUAAAAUGUUUAAAAAUAGCUUAAAAAAGGCUAAAAUGUUUUGAAAAUUUGACCACGUCUAGAAAAAGCAAAUAUUAUUUAUCUUUCCAAAUUUGAAGUCUCUACCAAUAUUUUUAACUGAAUCACAAAAACACAAAAUUGAAAAUAUAAAUUUAAAACAUUUUUCUCUUUAAAGUACCAACGAGAUGACAUUUUCUUUCAGAAUAGGUGCUAUGCAUGAUACAGCGAAGCAAGGUUUUUGGUAGUAAUUUUGAACACAGUGUGUACAUAUAUAUAAAACCAACACGUUCCUCAUUUCGCUCAGAGUCUAAAACAACCAAACAAGUUAUUUUAAAGAGAUAUAUUAUUAUUAAUUAUUUAAUAAUCAAAUUUUAACACCUAUUAUUUAUUUACAACAAAUCAUCUUAGAAAAAACUAUGGAGAAGUCCGGGAAAAUUAAAAAUGGAAUUUUUGGUAACCAUGAAAAAUCACUUAUAAUUCCCUUUAAAAAAGCAGCUCAAAGUGUAUUUCAAAAAUCCUAAAACCCAUAAAAAUAUGAUUUGUUUUGAAAAUAUUACAAUAUAAAAUAACGUGCCUUAUUAUUGAGUAGGUAUAGAUACAUAUUUACUUAAUAAUGUAUCUAUUUUUUUUUAUGUGUACAUGUAUCGUAUUUAAAGUUUAUAUAACAAAAAAAAACAUCAAUGCAAAUGUAAAAAAAAAAAAACGGAUACACUUCGCACGUUGGUGCAACCACUUUUGUAGGUGUGAAGGUAGAAUACAGACGGGAGUUUAAUGUAUAUCUGUGAGCAACGAUAAACCACUACUAACGAAAAAACGAUUCUAAGCGGAGUUCAGUUGAUAGUGUUGAUUUGUCAACAAUGUGCGUUUUCAUGACAAAAAUUAUUGUUUAAAAAAGAUUAAAAUAAUAAAAACUUGAUAAUAACAAAAAAAAAAAAACGGUUUCCAUUGACCACCCUCAUUAUUAAUCUUUCAAUCUUUUAUUAACCUAAAGAAACAAGUUUUCGUCAUUAUCUCGAAUAUUAUGGCGGCAUUCCAUUGACAUCGUGGGCUGUGUAAUAUCUAACGAUAUGAUUGAAUGAGUAAUAUCAUAACCGUAAUUUGGGUACCACGAUAAUCGAUGUUGUUAUCGCUUGUUACUAUAAAGUUAAAAAUAUUCAACUAUUCGCCAUGUGGUUAUUAACAGUAUCAUAAUAUCCAUGGAAAUUUCUCAUUUUGACCAUUUUGCUACUUGUGACUCGUUUUAUUAUUAUUUAUUCGUUGUUGAUCUAAAAUAGCUGCUAAUAUUAUAGUUUUUCUUUGAUGCAUUUUUAAGUGUUCAUGAUACAUUUCCAUAGCUACUGAGUAAUGACUAGUGAAUAUUCAAUAUAAAUUUAAUUAAAUUAUUAUUUUCUGACUAAGUAUUUCGAAUUAAUCUGUAAUCUACCAUUAGCUUAUAUUUGAUUUUUUUUUUUAUCAGAGGUUCAAUUUGGUUAGGUAAUCACAUAUUGCGGUAACUUGGUAAAAUAUUGUUAGAUAUUACACGGCACACAGUGUCAGUGAAAUGCUACCUUUAAUGAUAUUUUCAAUAAAUGACCUCUCUAAAAAAAAGUACCAUCCAGAGAACGUUUCCUUUCAAAAAAAGUGCUUACUUGAUAAUCAGAAUAUGCUUUCUGAUAGAUAAAGUGUUUGCAUUAAAAAAAAUUAAAAUUGUAAAACCAAUACAUUCCUCACUCCACUCAGUAUCUAAAAGAGGUGGUGGAAAUCGAAAAUGUUUUUACGAAAAUGAUCGUUAUUUUUGGCUUAUGUAUAAAAUCGUAUUUAUUGUGACACAUUAAUUUGUCUGUACAUUUUUUGAGUACCGAAUUCAAUAAUUUUGAUUUAAAUUCUAAUUAAAUGAUCUUUAUAGAAAAAUACUGCGAACUUGAUUGUUAAAUAUCGAGCGAAUCUUUUUUUGUUUGUAAGAGAGUUUUGAGGGAAAUUUUGCGGUAUGGUUUAUUUUUAUUUUUCAUAGAUAUUUUUUAUGGAAUUAUACAAAUAAACCCAGUAAACCAAAGAUUUUGACAUUAACAAAAAUUUCAAAAAAAUCUAUUCUGAGAAUCACAUGAAAGUACCAUGCAUAGAGUUGGUUAUUUGUUUUUGGAUCACUGUAUAAUGUAUAAUUAUUGCAAACAAAAAACGAUUUUGAGUGUACUAUAAAAAAGCGAGUACCAGUUGUGUUUUUCCCUUGUUAUUAAGGGAAUCCAGAAAUAAAAAAAGAAUAAUUAAAAAAUUAAAAAAACGAACUCAUGUAAACAACUGAAAAUGUCAAUGUAUGUUUCAAAUAAGUACCAUCUGGCAAAAGUUCCACUUUAUGAUAUGAUAUGAAAAAAUUGGACCAUUUUUUCUUAUUGAUAGAGUGUUUUCCGGGAAGAAAAACCCUACAUCUUUAUAAAACCAAUAGUUUCUCUGCUAGACUUAAAAUUUAAAAUGUAUAUUAACUUAUUAAAAAACAAAAGAGUUAAUACUGAGGAUGGGUGUACCCAUCUCCAGUUUUAUACAAAAAGUUAGAAGAUGAAAUACUUAUGAAGUUAUUUAAUUUGUAAAUUUGUAUUUGUACGCAACGAUAAAUUAUUGUUGAUAAAAUACGAUUCAGAUCAAAGUUUGGUUAAACAUACGUUUUGAAAUACCAUAAUUUUAAGGUUUUUGUCAAAAUUAUUGAGCUUAAAAUGAUUAUAUAUAUAUAAAAAAAAAACUACUACAUUAGCCUAACAAUUUUAUCUGUAGAAAACCAAUGUCGUUGAAUAACUCAAAAAAUUCCAAUAUACUUGACCACAUCCAAAAAUAACUAAUUUAAUAUUCUGUGAUAAUGUCAUGUCUUUACAAUUAUUUUUAAUCAAAUUACAAUAAUCAAAAAUAACCUUUAGGUUUAAUGUCACAUACUUUUCUGUUUUUGCAAGUUUUUUCCCAAUUAUUAAGGAAAUACAUGGAAAAUCAAAAAAUUACUUUAUCAACUAAACCAAAUAUUCUUUAGAAAAUGUGCUACUUUUGAAAUUUAGAAUAAGGUUUGUAGUAGAAAAGUUGCUUACAGAUAAAUAAAAAUAAAAGAAUCUCACAUGCAAUUAGUCCAAUAUAUUUCUUUACACUCAGGAUCUAAAAAAAUUUAUUGAAUAUAUAGUUACAUAUUGAGACUGAAUUAUGAAACACUUCUGUACAGCUAUUCAGUCACUAGGGUCCGAAUUCCCACAUAUUUAGUGUUAAUUAUAUAUUCUUUGUAUAAAAUAAUUACAAUGUAAAGGUAAUACUAGAAUUAUGAUCUAUUUAUGAUCUGUUAAAGCAUUCAAAGUUAAAUAACCUUCUACUCCAGCAACAUGAUGAAAUUCAUAUAAAUAUUCAACCAAAUUGUUAUCACUUCAAUCCGUCUAUAAAACAACUUCAAUUCCCAAGUAUGAACUAAUUGGGUUUAGAUGCUGGCACUAAAAGUAUUCAAAAAUAGCGGGAAAGAUAUAUCAUGAGACAUUAUCUAGUGCAAUAGUCUAUAUUUUUAGUGAAAAUUCCACGAUAAAAAACUAACUCUUUGUAAUGCUAAUAGUUCGAAUCAUAACUAUAGAUGAUAUUUAUCCAGUCAGCAAAAAUAUUGAGGAUGAUAUCACCUAAUUAGUUAAAAUUGGAGACGUAAUUUACCUAUGUGAUAAUACAAAACUUUUUUUUUUAGAAAAAAUUCAUUGAACAAGGUAAUUCAUUUCUUACUACGCUCAGUUUAUGAAAAGUAUUUUUGGUACAAAUUCACAGCUCUAUAUUUAUAAAUGAUUGUAUGCGAUGUAAUAGAUUAAAAAAUAUAAUAUUAUCUAUAAUUAUCUAACCCAAGUAUGCUCCUUCCAUUUGAGGAACAGAGAGGCAAACCGCAAAUUAAACGUAAUCUGGGACGGUAUGGAACUCAAUAAUGCCCAAUAUGCUAAAUAUCUAGAAGUAACCCUAGAUAGGUCCUUAGCAUACCGAGCUCACUGUGAGAACUUAAAGAAAAAAAUAACGUCACGAAACAGAUUGUUACAAAAACUAAUGGGGAGCUACUGGGGAGCCCAGUCACAUACAUUAAGAAUUACUGCAAUAGCUUUAUGCCUAUCAAUAGUCGAAUACCCAUCACCAGUAUGGGGGAGAUCUACCCUCUCAAAACAAAUCAAUGUCACAUUAAAUAAAAUGUGCGGACUGGUGACUGGUUGUCUAAGAAACUCUAAAAUUUAAGAAGUAUAUGUACUAGCUGGAAUUGCACCACUGGCGAUUAGGAGGGCAGUACAAGCAGACUGGGAAAGGACUAAAAUGACGAAAGACAAUAAACAUCCAAUGCAUGGAAUUGAAGCAAAUAAUUUCUGGCUAAAGUAUAGAAACAGUUUCCUAAAAACAACAAAAUGCCUAACAACAACUAAGGAAUAGGAAAGUGUUAUGCAAUGAAUAAAUCAAAUUAGAGACAAAAAAUGUGUCCCCAUCUAAGCGUUAUCAUCAGGUAAUCAAUUAGAAUGGUCCACCGGAAGAACAUUAAACUGAAUGAGAACAGGAGAUGGACGCACCAAGGAUAUAUGAAGAAAUGGAGACUACUUGAAGGAACUCCUACAACUUGUGAAUGUGGGAUGGAACAAUUAAUGAAACAUAUUAUGCAAUGCCCAAUCUGUUCUUACUCCUCCACACAAGACGAUGUCAUAAAUGCAAAUGACAACGCCAAAGGCGUAGCUAUUUUCUGGGCUGAAAUUACAUGAAGCAGAAAACGGCAUUUAGUUACCUUUUAUUUUGACUUUGAAUUAUUUGAAUCUGUUUUAUUAAUUUUAUUAUCUAAUUUAUUUUUUGUUUGUCUAUUUUAUAUUUAUAUUUUAAUUUAUAUAUAUAUAUAUCUUUCAUGUUAAAGAUUGUAUCCACAUAAUGGUGUGCUUGACACAAGAAAAAAAUCUAUAAUUGACUAUUAAUAUUAUGCCCAAAGGAGCCUUUGGGCUUUGAAUGUAAUUUUUUUUGUAUGUUGACCAGUUCUAUUAAUUGUAUUCGUUAAAGACGCCAAAUUUAAAUGGUUGCCAGAACAAGGUGAAUCAAACUAUAAACUAGAUAACAACUCGGGGUGAUAGAUUUUAUUUUUACAUAUAUAAUAUGUAACGCAUAUCUACUUAUUAUAUUUUCAUAGUUGUAGAAUUUGUAUAUUUAAUGGAAUAUUUUGACAAAAAGUACCUAAGUACUUUUACUAAGGCAACAACUGCUUACCUUUAUAACAGUUAUAAUAACACUGAUUUUGUAGACCGUGAAAUAAUUAUGAAAAUAGUUUGUACAGAGUUUAGUGGGUACCUAUAAUAUUGAAUCAUAUAAAAAAUAGUGCCUUAAUAAUAUCUUUUGGUUCAUUAUACACUGUUUUUUUUUUUUAAACUAACUGUACGCUAGUGUAUUCAUUAACUCAAAAGUACUUAUAUACAACUUAUUAAAUUACUCAUUAUUUUUAACUAAUAAUAUUAUUCAAAACUUAUUUAUCUGAACCAAUGUUAUAUACUUAAAUAUGUAUGAAUAUAAAUUAUUAAAAACCGCUUUAAUUAUUUUUUGAUUAUCAUUUAAAAUAGUUUCACUACCUAAAUCAAAACCUAACCUACAUACUCUAUUAUAUUUUGUCAAAUAUAUGCAAUUUAAUCUGAAAGUGGUUAAUAUUAAAAUGAUAUUAAGUGCUCUUUACUACAUACUGAGAUGUGAUUUGUUUAUCACGUCUUUUAUGUAGGUUUUAUUUAAAUAAAAAGAAAUUAUUUAUAAUCUAAAAAUUUAAUCAAAUUUUCUAUUAGGAUAAUUUAUUAUAACCAUAUAACAAAAUUUUGACCCAGUUGCUUCAUUACUUCAUUAUUCAAUUUAAAUUAAAAUCAAUUUUUAAUAUAUUAUUUAUGUUUUCAUUACAGACUGACUUGUGCGGUAUCAAAUGGCGUAAGUUUGUUCAUUGUUCAGCUGGUCCAGAAGGACCUCCUGACUGGGGAGGUGGUCCUGGUGGCGGAACCAAUGCAUGUGGCUCAGUACUUGAGGAUCCAGUGUUAUCUAGUUAUACACGAUGUUUAACACAUGAUAUGUUAGCUGUAUGGCGGCGUGUUUCAUUACCGUCUACCAACUCUCAACAAGCAUCACUUGAUCCAUUGGUUCCUGCUCCACCGACACCUGUACCUGCUCUCCCACCUGCACUCUCGCUAAAAGCUUCAAAAGAGCUGUGGAUAUUUUGGUACGGUGAAGAACCAGAUCUGUCUGCACUUGUUUCUCCCCAACUUUUUUUAAUUGGUAACAUUUAGAAUACCUUUUAUAAUAAAAUAUAGAACAAUUAUUCAUAAAUAUUGUAAAAUGUAUUGAUUUAAAGAAGGUGAUAAUGGUUCAUGGGAAAGUGGCCUGUCUUAUGAAUGUCGUUCACUUUUGUUUAAAGCGCUACAUAAUUUAAUAGAAAGGUAAAUUCAUUUUAUAAUGACAUUUUUAUAGAUAUAUUUAUUAUAAGUAAAUUUCAAUUUUCUUUAAUUUAAAACAUGCACAUAUAAUUUCAGGUGUUUAAUGUCUAGAGACUUUAUUCGGUUAGGGAAAUGGUUUGUCCAACCUUAUUCAUCUUCUGAAAAAUUAGACAGUUCGAGGUGAGAUUUCUUAUAAAACUAACAAGUUAACUGUGAUUUAAUAUAUAUUUUAUUUUAGUGCAAGUCAUUUGUCAUUUUCGUUUGCAUUUUUUGUCCAUGGAGAAAGUACUGUUUGUGCUAGUAUUGAUGUAAGACAACAUUCUGUUGUAAGAACUUUAUCAAAAGAACACUUGGCACAAGCAUCUUCUCAACCUCAAAACGGAAAUAAUAUUCAAGGUAAAUUUUAUGCAAAAUUAUUGGUACUCGUAUGUUAUAACAUUGACUAGUGAAUCUAAGACUUGAGAUCUUAAUCAGUUAUUAUAGGGUUUGUGUAUUAUUUUGAUAAAAAAUAUAACUACUGAAUUAAUAUAUUAGUAAUUAUGUUAUAGUACACACAUACUUAGUAGUUACUAAUUUUUCAGACAUAGUGGACAAAUUAAAUACAUAAUAAAUAAAUAGGAUAAAUUUCAAUGCAAUAAAUUAUUUUUCAUUUAUAGUUAUGCUUGCACCAUUUGGUCUUGCUGGGACCUUAACUGGCCAUGUAUAUAAAAAUAUGGAUGCUGAAACUAGCCGUAUGAUGGAUGAAUGGAGUCAUUUUUAUCCAGUUGUUAAUAGUAAUGGACCAAAUGAAUUAUCUCCUGCAGUAGAAGUUUUAGUUGGUAAGUGUUAAUAUUUUUUAAAUUAGUUAUAUUUGGUAACAAAUAAAUUAACUUUGCAAUGAUUAGUUUUCAAUCACUAUUAUUAUUAUUACUUUUUUUUUUUUUUGUGACCUAAUUUUUCUAUAUUUUUUAUAGGCGGGGUUAAGAUGAGGUAUCCAUCGUGUUAUGUUUUAGUAACUGAUUUAGAUGAAAGCACUGCUGAAUUAUAUAAAAACCUCAACACUCAUCAAACAACUCCCCAACAACAACAACAACAACAACAACAACAGUCACAACAAUCACUGCAGCAUCAACAACAACAGCAAAAAAGUAUGCAAUUUUUCUAUUUUAUUAAUUGAACAGAAGUGUUUGAACACGGUUUUAAUAUUUUUAUUAAAAAUCGAAUACAGCUUCUAAGCAACAAAUAUUUGCCACUAAACAUCAACAUCAUACAGAUACAAUAGUUUAUGCUUUGGAUAACGCAAUAUCAGCGAUUCCAGAACGAGCAUGGCAAGAUUGUGUAUUAGGACCAUUACAUUCGGAACAGAAUCCCCCAUCUAGACCUGAAUCACCAACUCUGGGUCAAUGGCACUUAUCUGAUCCAUUGCAAAAGUUAACAUGUUCCUGUACUAGGUAAGAUAAUUUUGAUUGUUUGUGUGUAAGAAAGGAACUGUGUGGUGUGUGUUUUGGGAGCUUUGGAAGUCGAUCGGCAUUUGUUAUCCAGCCGGCUAUUUACAGGUGUAGAAAAACGAGUUCCAAGCACCAGACACAGCCAAACAGCACACCAUUCCAUAGACGCACUCCCCUCCCUGAUAUUUUCGUCGCUCAGCAGCCGCCACCCGAUGCAAACAAUGCCACCCUCAGGUUUGUGUCUAUUGAUGAGACGCUUGGGUGGUGAAAUGGUGUUAAAAAUAAUAUUAUGUGGGUUGUGUUAUGUAAAAUAAAACCUUCUAAACAGGAUUCUAACUAAACAAACAAUUAAGGCCUGUUAAUAACAAAAAACGGCCUUUUAAAUAUAUCUAAUCUAAAUUAAGUAUUAACAAUAUUGUUAAUUGUUAUGUACAGUUAAAUAUUGUGUAUAUUAUUUAUUUAUUUAAUUUUUUUUUAACUCAAUAUUUUAAAAUUGAAUUAAUUUUAAAUGGAAAAUAUAAUAUUUACAUGCUGUAACACAAUGUUCUGACAUCUCAUAACUUUUCUGUUCAAUAUUUUUAAAUAGUUCUUUCUUGUAAUAACUACCAAAGCCUUGCAAUAAGAUGUUAGGACUUAAAUUUGUUUAAAUUAAAACUUGUUUUUACACUAUCCAAAAUAGCCAUUUUUAUUUUUAUAAAUUUAUUUUGAAACAUAAUUUAGGUAAAAAAGUUUAAAAUCAAAGGUAAUUUAAAUUUUUUUCAUUGCCCCUUCUAAAUAAUAUCAAUUAAUUCAUAAUUUUAUGAACCUCAAACAGUUAUGAAUUUAACAAUUCUUCAUUAGUAAAUAUUUGUAACAUAAUAAUCAUUUUGUUACAAAAUAUAUUUGUAAUAUGAUUAUUUUUUAAAAUAAAAUUUUUAUUUUUAGUUUAAAAAUAAAAAAUAAAGGAAUUAUACAGGUUAAGGCUCCAGAUAUCAUUACAAGAAAAAAAAAAAAUUUAAUUAUUGAACAGACAAAAAAUCAUUUCAGGUUUCAGAUUUUUGUGAUACAUUGUGUAUUAUGAAAUUGGUUUUUUAAUUGUGAACGUUCAAAUUAUGUAAUAUUUAAUAAUUAUUAAAUAUUUGGAAUAAUAUGUAAUAACAUUAAAUUAUUAUAUAAAAAUUAUAUGGCAUGCAAUGGUGGUGGUGUUGGGUUAUAAUAUAAUAUGAUAAUUAAGAUGUGUACAUAAUUGCAUGAACUAUUAUUUUAAAUGACUAAUAAAAUGGUUUUGUCCCUAUUUUAUAAUAUGCUUUUUAAAAUUUCAUUUAAUUAAAUUUGAUAUAUGUGUAAUUUUUUAGGUCAACGCGUCUUGGUCCUACCGAUAGCCCUUGUGGCCUGGAUUCAGUGCCGCCUUUAUCUUCAGUACCAACCCCUCCAUCUGCUGGACAACCAGCUCCACUUUCUAUUCCUCCACCAAUGCUUAGUCCGCAUGAUGAAAAAAUCCCUAUCACACCUCUUUCAGUGGACUUCCAGCCCAAAUCUGUUUCAUCUGUCAAUAAUCAAGCAUUCUCACCUUAUCCUUCCUCUGCCCCUGCUAGUCAGGAACCUAAUAAAUCUGGCCGUGAAAGUAAUGCUGGAACACCUGCACCAGCUAGUAAUACUGUUAGUAUACCGGCAACUACGCCAACAACUACUACAACACCGGUUCCAAUGCAAUCCCAAAGUUCUAGUGCUUAUAUUACGUUAAAAAGGCCGCAGUUCUCAUCUAAAGAUUACGAAGGAAACUUGGUCGAGGAAGAUCUAAUGCCAUCUAAACUUUUAUAUGACUAUUCAUCCAUUGAUGCUUGGUUAUAUCAUCCAGUAAAAAAAUUUAAGCCAAUAGUUCCAAAACAAGAACCAAUUAUGAGAAUAAAUGUGACGGAUAAUCCAUCAUCCCCUCCACAAGUAUACAUUAGAAGGGAUAUUACUAGUGUUCCCAUUCUUCCAGUAAUUUAAAUAUUUUUUUUUUUGUUAAUCACAAUAUUAUAAUAUUUUAAAAUGUUUUAUUAAAAAUAUUUUUCUUUAGGUUGAAUCAUCUGAAAAUCCAAUAAAUAAUUAUAGCAGUUUUGAAGAAUUACGAAAUAAUGCUCUUAGGUUUAAAGGAGGUCGUUCAGAUCCCUAUGAAUUUGAUGAAGAAAGUGGACCUUGUUCUAGUAAUAAUAUGUUGGGUUCUAAUGAUUACAAACUAAAUACUUCCAUGUCCACGAUAAAGGUAUACAUAUUAUUUAUACUCCCAUAAUUUUUUUAUUGAAAACAAAUUAUUGGAUUUUUUGUUUUAUCAUAUAGAAUGAAGAUAUCAAAAAGGAGUAUGAUCCUGGACUAAUGAAUGGGAAUAGGUGUACAAGUGAUAGUAUGCGAGAUCUUGAUCAUAUGUUUGACAAUUCUGAUGAUUUAUCAAGUGACGAGGCUGUAGCAGCUGUAAGUAUUGGUUAUGCUUUAACCAAGUAAUAUUUAAAUUAUAUUUUUUCAUUAAUACAUUUUUAAACUACAGUUACAAAUGCAAACACCUCCUGGCUCAAAUAAACCUGAUGAUUGUCUUGGUGGAACUUUAACAACAUUAUUAGUGCGACCCCCAAGAGGUAGUGGUGGUGGCAGUGGUGGUGGUGUUUUAAGACCCGAGGAAUUAGUAAAAAUGUUCCCAACUCCCCCAUCGUUAGAACAUAACCCUAUAGCAUCCCCAUGUCCAGACAUUGAUAUACUUCCACCUCGUACCUACCAAACAAGUUCGUAUAUGGGAAGUCCUCAGCAUGAUCACAUAGAUGUAAGUGUUAAAAUUAGUAAAGUACUGAAUAAAAAUAGCAAUAUAUAAUAAUACAUUUAUUUGUAUUCUAUAGGAUUGGACGUAUGUGUACAAACCCCCAGCUAUUGCGAAAAUGGUUGGUUCAUCAAAAUACGCACCACUCACAAAUCUUCCGAGCCAAAACCUACCCCCAUUAAUAGUACCUUCCAAUUGUAUUUAUAAGCCUUCCUCUUUUGUUUACCAUACAUCGUCGCAGCCUCAAUCAUUUCAACAUCACCCACCACAACCUGAAAAACAAAUUCAGUAAGUAAAACAAUUUUCUCAUUCAUUUACAUAUUUAUCAAUAGUCCCCUCCAAGACCAUUUUAUAAAAUAACUUAUAAAUAUGUAUCUAAAUAUUAAAAGUUAUUUAUAUAUUUGUCUAUUUAAAAAAAAAAUGUUUUCAAUAAUAUUAAUAUAUAUAUACAAUAUCUCUUACUAUACUUUGUAUAUGUAAAGUAAAAAAACAGCUUAUGGAAAACUGGUUAGCUAAGGUAACAUUUUUUUUAAAAUCAUAAUAUUCUAAAAUGUAAUAUUGUUAUAAUUUUGUUCACUCUUAUUUUUUAUGUAUGUACUUAUGAUUUUCAAAUAAAAUAAUAUUUUUUAAAAAUCAUAAGUAUAUGUAAUUUUGGUUUAAAUUAAUUUGGUGUUUUUGACAUUCAGUUCUGCCAACCCGUUGAUAAGUUAUUCCAAGUUUGAGUUGGAGGAGAGUAGUGAUGCAUAAUUUGUGUGGCUGCUGAAUAGUACUUUACUAUUAUCCCUAUAUAAAAAAAAAUAAUAAUUUUUAUAGGCUGGUAAAAUAAUAUUUCAAAGAAAUGCUUGCCCAUGAUUUGUUUUUAUACUUUUUAUAUAUUGUAACUAUAAAGUUCCUAAAGUGGUUAUAAUAGUGACAAUAAAUGUUAUUUUAACAGUUAACAAUUUUUUUUUUAGGAUUGUUCCUCCGCCAGCGUCUUCAGCAAAUAGUAAUUUAAUACCAAAUGUGAAUCGGAAUAAUCAUUAUCAUCCAAUGAUGGUGAUGAGUCCAUCACCUCAUAAUACACCUUGGCCUGGAGGAGGAAAUCAGUAUCAUCAUCGACCACCACAACAACAAAUACAACAGCAUCAACAAGUGCCUCCACCCCCAUAUAGUCCUGCUCUAUCACAACAUCACAAUAUGAAUGUUGUACCAACUAAUAUGUCACCACCUGUACCUGAAGCUAACUCAAUAGUUGUUAAUGUUUUAUUAACGGACUCACUACUAAAUGUCUUCCGAGAUCAUAAUUUCGAUAGCUGCACAUUGUGCGUAUGUAAUGCUGGUCCUAAAGUGGUCGGUAAUAUUAAAGGCACUGAUGCAGCAGUCUAUCUUACCCAUACUUUGAUACCAAAUGGAUACUCCUCACAAUAUCAACAGCAUCACAUGUCUGUUGGAAUGCCUGGUACUAAAACAUAUUAAAUAAUUUGUUUAAAGAACAAUUGAUUAAUUGACUUUUAAUAAAUAGGUGAUGAGGAUGGAAUCCGUUGUAGUUGUGGCUUUAGUGCAGUUGUUAACCGCAGAUUGUCUCAUAAAUCUGGAUUAUUUCCAGAAGACGAGGCAGAAAUAACUGGACUUCUUGAAGAUAGUCCUGUUCGUGUUGAUGAUAAUUCAAUGAAUCCAGAAGUUUUAGAGUUAGUUAGGGAACAAUGUGCUGCUGUAAUUUAUAGCACUUGCAGUUCUUUAGUACGGGCAGCAGCAAAGUAUCCUUUAAAUCAUCCACCACAAAUAUCACCUGUCAAUAUGUUAGAAUUUACUGAUACCAACCAAGUGGCUUUACUAGCACUCGAACAAGGGAGAUUAGCAAAGGUAUGUAUAAUGACAUAUUUUUACUUCUAGGGUAUAAUAUUAAUUUAUGCAUAUGUGUUAUAAAAUUUAUUAAUUUGUUAUUAUUUUCUCUAAAUAUAUGUAUAGUUGGAAGGUGGAAUGAAUAAUCAUUGGCAAGUUGAACAUCAUCGUUGGCCCGGUCAUCACCAACAGUCAUUACCUCCCCUAAAUAAUAAUUCUCCACCUGUCCAUAGAUGGGCUUAUAGUCAAGCGCCCGGUCCGCGUAGCAGUAGACAACUUAUACGAGUUAUGCGAACAUUACAACCACUUUUACAAGAGGCCAUUCAAAGAAAAAGUGUAACAAGAUUAUGGGAACCUUAUACUGUCACAGGACCAUUAACUUGGCGACAAUUUCAUAGAUUGGCUGGCCGAGGUACUGAUGAUAGGUGUGAACCCCAACCUAUACCUCCAAUUCUUGUUGGGCAUGACAAAGAUUGGGUAGCUGUUGCACCUUUAGCUCUUCAUUAUUGGGAUAAAUUACUACUAGAACCAUUUUCAUAUUCACGAGAUGUUGCGUAUAUUGUUGUUAGUCCUGAUAAUGAAUUUAUUUUACAAAGAACAAGAUCAUUUUUCAAAGAAUUGAGUGCAGCAUAUGAAAUUAAUCGAUUAGGUCGACAUUGCCCAAUUACAAAAGUUUUGCGAGAUGGUAUUUUAAGAGUUGGAAAAUCAGCUGCAGCAAAAUUAGCUAAAGAACCUGUUGAUGAGUGGUUUUCAAUGUUAGGCGAAAAUCAUCAGUCAUCUAUGUUGAAAUUGUAUGCCCAAGUUUGUCGUCACUAUUUAGCUCCACAGCUUUCUCAAUUUUCUAUGGAUAAGACUUUAUUAGACCCACCAGAAGGUAGUGUACCGAGACCUCCACCAUCACCAAUGCCACCACCAUCAUCAAUGACUCCUAAUUCUGUGGAAUCACCUGUUUCGUCCAAUGAUCGAGCUCCCACUCCAAAGAGCGAUUGCUUAGAUGAUUCUGGUGGAUCUCAGGCUGAUAAAAGUUUUAACACUAGUGGAGAUAAUCAUUGUGAAGAAGAUGAUGGCGAAGUUCCUGCUAUUGUCAUCUAUCUAGUGGAACCUUUUUCCAUUGGCAAGGAUAGUAGUAACCUAGCGAAAAUUGCUUGUCAUGGUCUUUUACGAUGUUAUAAUACAGUUUUGGCCACACUUCCAGAAGCUAUACGAUCAAAUAUAUCAGUUCAGGUACCACCGAAAUUACAUUUUUUAUAUCAAAUAUAUAUUGAGCUGGUCCUUGAUUAUAAGAAAAAAAAAUUGUAAUUAUUAUUUUUGUUUCAGGACCUCUCUAUUUUUCAUUACUAUAAGAAACUAAUUAAGAUUAAAUUUGGUGAUGACUCAAACCCUUCCUGUGCCUCAAGAGGGUUGAGAAUUUGCAAAAGCUGGUUGUCUUAUAAUUUUUUUAGGUUAACUGAAAAUAUACAACAUUUAUUCCAUAAAUGUAUAAGACCUCAAUAAAAUUGUAAAUUAUAAUGUCCAAAAAAAAUUUUUAUUACAAAAUUUCUCGUUAUCCAAUUUUUGUUUCAAGAAUAAUGCGGCAAAUGAAUUUAAUUUUCUUAAAUUGAAAAUAUGAUUAUAGUUUUAUGCAAAACAUAUAUAAAUAAUAUGUUUAACAUUAAUGUUUCAUUGUUACAGUAAUUCAUAUUCAACUUAUAGUCGGUUAUAAAUUUACCACUAGUUUUAUGAAUUUAAGUUCUCAUAAUGAUUAUAAAAUUCAAAUUCAGUUUUGCAAUGUCAAUUUAAUAAUAACUAGUAUUUUUGCAAUUAAAUUUGUCUUCCGUAGUUUUUUUUUUUUUUUUUUUUGUGUAGUUGUAUUAAUUUCAAUACUUAUAGAUAAAUUAAAAACAUUAACAAAAUUUAAAUUGAUCAGAAAAUAUAAAAAUAUAUAUAUCUUGUAAUAAAAAUAUCUGGUUUUUAUUCCUCAUGAAUUUUUCCGUUAAUUUUUACACAUCUCAACAGUAUCAUUAACAAUUUGUUAGGAGUUAUAGGUUCUUGCCCGAUAAUUAUGUAGAAGGACUGCUUCAUAUAGUUAGGUUCUUUUCCAACAUAUCUGGAUCUAUAUUAAAUAGUUUAAAUGAGUUUAAUGAUUUGAUUUAUUUACUUAAAUGAUACCCGUGGAACUUUUUGUCUUUUUCUUUUUAUUCAUAAUUUUAAAUUUUAACAAAUAUUUAGCCAUUUCUUUUUCCGAAUAUCCUACAAAAUGCUUUCAUCAAAUAUAGAAAAUAAAAUAAAUAACAGUUUGAAAAUAAUAGAUUGAGCAAUUUUGUUAGUACAUUUUUUACAGAUGAUUUUAUAACUUACAAUUAUGGUCUUAAAAAUGUAUGUGAAGUGCUAUAUAUUUUCAGUUGAACUUGCAAAACUAUUAAACAACCUUAUUGUUGUGCGGGAAGGGUAUGAAUCAUCAUCACCAAAUCAAACCUUUAUUACUUUCUUAUAAUAAUAAAAAAAAUAGGGAGUUUCAGAAACAAAAAUUAGAAUCAGCCAAAUAUAUGUAUAUGGGAUAUAACAAAGAUCUGAUACCUUAAAUAACUACAAAUCAAUUUUUUUUGAAGUUUUUGCAAAUAUGAAUACUUUUACUUUUGCAAUCAUAAUAAUUAUAUGAUAUUAACUUAUAGUAAACAAAUUCUUGCAAUUUGGUAUGUUGUAACUACCGAUUAAAUAUUAUAAUAGUUUAUCAAUAAAAAGAAUCGCCUACCAAAAAAAUUCUGAAAAGUAUAUUGCGUAUUUUUAUUUUUUGAAUACCAAAUCUAUUUGCAGAUAACUGCUAAUUAUUAAAAAAUAUUGAUUAAAACAAAUUAUUUCAGGUGUUAGAUCUUCAUAUUACACUUUGUAUACACGGUGUUAUACCCAUUGUAAUAACUUAAGAGAUAAUAAAGAUAAUCAAAUUCUGUUGUUUUUUUUUUAUAUUUAUAUUACUAACAGAGAUAAGGACUACAAAUUUUUAUAUUGCAAUUACUUUUUAAUGCUUUGAGAAAAAAUUUAAAGAUAGCCAUUUUAUAGUUAUUUUUCUGAAAAUUUUGACAUAUAAACUUUUUAUGUUAAAUAAAUUCAUGAUUUUUAAUAAUAUUUGACGUUCAGAGAAAUGUAGCUGUAAUUAUGCAGCAGGCAAAUUUUAAUCACAUUCUCUAAUUUAUUAUUAUUAAUACAAUUAAUUGACUGUACACUUCUUUUUCCUGAACUUCAAAAAAAUUAUUAAAAAUAAAAAGUUAAUACAUCUAAAUGUAAAUACGAAUAAACUCUAAAUUUUUCAAAAAUAAUAAAAUAGUUAUUUUUUUUUACUUUUUAACCAAAACAUAAAAUAUGUAUUGUAUUAUAAAUAUUUGUGGUCCUUAUCUUACUGAAUAAUAUAAACUAAACCAGAAUUUGAUUAUCUUUAUUAUCUAAAGAUAAGAAUGUAAUAUCUCUAAAGAGAUAUUAAAAUGGGUUUAUCUAAACUAAAUAUCUAUAUAAUUUUAUAUAAAUAGCUUCUUAUUACACUUUAUACUAAAUUAAUUAUGUUAUUUAAAAAUUUAGUUGAUAUCGUUGGAAAGUGUUUUGGAACUUGGCCGAUCUUCUGAUCAUCUUAAAAUGAGUGAUAAUAUGAGAACUUUAUCAUUAUCAGUAUUCAGUCAGUGCAGGCGAUACUUAACUCACACUUCUAAUAUUAAAGCUUUAACCGGAUUUGGCACUGCAGCAAUGACUGAAUUGUUUUUGAAGAAUAAAGAUGUAUGUGUAAUUUUAUAAAUUUACUUUUUGUAAUUAAUGGGUUAAAAUGUAUUUAAUUAAUAUAUUUACAAAAUAUAUAUUAUUACAGGAAAAAAGUCGAACAGCGUAUAAAGCAUACACUCCUCCUUUUAUAUUAGCUGGCUACAGGAAUAAUAAAUCUGGCAGGGCAGACAGCGGUAUAACAGGUGAUAGUAGUAGUGGUGGUGAUGGAUUAUCAAUUCUCGGUGGACCUAAUGGGACUGGAUCUCCGUCCGGUACUGAUCAACAAUGUUCUGUACUUUAUGCUAGUUAUUGUAUUUCGGAAGAUCAAAGGUGGAUAUUAGCAGCAGCUACAGACGAACAAGGCAUUUUAUUAGAAACAGCUACAAUUAACAUAUACGUACCAAACAAGUAAGACAUUUGUUUUCAAAAUAAUUUUAUAAAAAAAAUUAAAAAUGGAUGUAAUGCAUAUUUUAUGUAUAGUAGGCGAAGAAAAUCUCCGGCUCGAAGAAUUGGUUUACAAAAGUUAAUGGAUUUCAUCUUGGGUGUUAUGAGCCAAAGUGUAACGCCCUGGCGAUUAGUAGUGGGUCGAGUUGGAAGAAUUGGUCAUGGCGAACUUAAAGGUAAAUAGGUUAAAUAGUUAUUUAUAUGUAUGAUUUAUAUAAUUACAUGUGUAUUUAGGUUGGUCAUGGCUAUUGAGUCGCAAAGCAUUGUUGAAAGCAUCACGUCACUUGAAAGAAUCUUGUGGCCAAUGUAGUUUAUUGUACCAAAAGUCUGAUGUACCCUCUGUGGUUAGUGCUUGCUUAGUUUCCCUGGAACCUGAUUCUUCAUUAAGACUAAUGACGGAUCAAUUCACACCUGAUGAACGUUUUAGUCAAGCAUCUGUUGCUUGUCAAUUGUCUACACCUCGUGAUGUUUCUGCAACUCAUAUAUUAGUAUUCCCAACAUCAGCAACAACACAAGUAAUUACAAAAAUGUAGAAUGUUAUUUAAAUUACAAAUAAGUAAUACAAAUGUUGUGUUUCAGUCUUCACAAACUGCGUUCCAAGAACAACAAAUUAAUGGCCCAGAACUUGGUGAUGAUGAACUUUUUGGUGCAUUUAACGAAGAAGAUAUGCCAGAAGGUAUGGAGGGCAUGGGUGAUUUUAAUGAUAUAUUUAGUACGUGGAACGAUACGGAUGCUGUGGGGAACACCAGUUUGGGACUUCCUAAUAGUGGGGUUUCUGGUGUUAUGGGCGGUCCUAGCAAUAAUGUCAUAGGAGGCAGCAUGGGUUCUGGAUCUUUAGGUGGUUCUAUUGGAAUGGGACGAGGACCAAUGGGACCCAGAGGGGAUUGUUCUUCUCAACCGGGUAGCCCGCCGACUUCGCAACCAUGUAGCCCAUUCACUUGUGGAUCAUCGUCCUAUAGAGUAAGUUAAAUAUUUCUAGCUAAAUAUUAUAGUUAUUUAUGUUCCAUUAAUAUUUAGAAUGGUGGAAGUUGUUUGGAUGGGCACGAAGAAGUUGGAGCAUUACUUCAGCAACCAUUAGCUUUAGGUUAUUUAGUAUCUACAGCACCAACUGGACGUAUGCCCACAUGGUUUUGGGCAUCAUGUGCGCCAGACAUAGAGAAAUGUAGCCCGGCAUUUCUUAAAAGUGCAUUGCAUAUGCAUACUGUACAAUUGCCUAAUAAUGCUGAUCCAGCAGCAGCAGAUCUUCUCCAUCCAACAUCUGCAGUUUCAGCGCAUCCACUAGAUUCUCAAUAUACUACAGACGUCCUAAGGUAUUAACCAAAGCACGUUGUUCUUUCAUAUUGGUAUUAAACAUUAAUUAUUUGAACAGAUAUGUUUUGGAGGGUUACAAUGCAUUAUCGUGGUUAUCAUUAGACCCAAAUACCCAUGACCGGAUGUCUUGCUUGCCAAUACACAUGCAAGUACUUAUGCAGCUGUAUCACACAAUGAAUGCUCUUAUAUGACGGUAACAUGUUUUUCGGAAUAAUUCAUUUUUCGUGAAACAUUUCCUUUUGGUUACAUAUAAUAUUAGGUCAAUUAAGGUGAUAAUUUAUUAGUUAAUGUACAUUUUUAGAAUUGUUAUUAUAAGAAAAAAAAUGUAAAAAAAAAAAAAAAAACAAAAAAAAAAACAAAAAAAAACACAAAGAAAAAUAAUUGGACACCAUUAUUUAGUAUAGACAAAUAUUUAACAUAUUAUAUAAUAACAUGAUGUAAUUUGUAGGUACCAAUGGAUAGAAAAUUAUUUUAGGGCAAUUUUAUUUUAUACAGUGCGUUAUAGGCGAAUUGUGAAUAUAAAAAUAUUAUUCUUGAUACAUUAUUUAUUUAUUUUAUUUUUAUGACAAUUUCUGUUCAAAUUGUCAAGGAACGAGUUACCAUAAAAUAUUGUGUCGUUUUAAUGGUUGUUCAUAUUUAAGUUUUUUUUUGUAUAAUAUUUUAUUUAUUUCACCUUUUUUAUCAUUCUAAAUUAUUAUUAUUAUUUUUUUUUUUUUAGUAAAUGUCAAUUUUAGUUACAUUAAAUGUAACUUGUUGUUUAAUGUCUGGCUUUAUUAUUAUUAUCUAUUAUUAUUAUUAUUAUUAUUAUUAUCUAUUAUUAUUAUUAUUAUUAUUAUUAUUAUUAUUAUCAUCAUUAUUAUCAUUAUUUUGAUUUGGGCUUUAUUUCCCCUUCCCAUUUUCGUAUUAACCGAAAUACUUGUACAAUAUAUAUUUAUAAAUGUCUUUUGGUAUAUUAUCACAUAUUAUCUUUAUUGAAUUGUACAUAUAUACAUAUAUACAAAUUUAUAUAUAUUUUAUUAACUAUUUAUGUAAAAUAUUUAUUAAAUUGACCAAAAAUAAAAAAAAUGGAAAAUAAUACAAAAAAUGAAACAAAAAAAAUCCUUUAGAACUUUUGAUGAAAUUGUAGCCAAUUUGAACAAAUUAAAUUAUAUAUUUAUUCUAACCAAAGUCAAUAUUUAUACAUAAAACAUCUUUGAAUAAUUUUGCAAUUAAUAUUAUGAUUAAAACUUUUUGUUUUUGUUUUUCGUUUUGUACAGCAUGUGUAGCAUGUAAAAAGUAAUAUUAUUAAAUUAUUAAUGUUACAAAAAAUUAUUAUUACAAUACAUGUAUUAAGGUUUGUACAAAAAUAACAAAGGAAUACAGACGGUUUUUAAUAUUAUUUCUGUGAAUAUUAUAUAAUAUAUUAUGAAAGAAAAUAACUUGUACGCAGGCAAUGUUAAUGUUAUUCCAUGAAAAAACAUUUGAAAAAAAAAAAAAAUAUUUAAAAAUUUAAUUGUUUUCUUUAUUCAUAUCAAAUAUUACCUUCCUUAAGGCUUGAUUACAUUGGGCGAAUUUACUCGCUUGGUUGUCAGCUAUCAAAAUUGUGCCCGAUUGAGUGUUCUGUAACCUGUCCGAUUACAUUAAGUAAA
Cinara cedri is the source of this 33295-nucleotide messenger RNA. The record is from the annotation of a GenBank genome assembly. NCBI's taxonomy places the organism in Eukaryota, Metazoa, Arthropoda, Insecta, Hemiptera, Aphididae.